Molecule: messenger RNA, 3213 nt
Organism: Telopea speciosissima
Lineage: Eukaryota; Viridiplantae; Streptophyta; Magnoliopsida; Proteales; Proteaceae
Product: histidine kinase CKI1-like
Exons: 7
Coding region: 47-3181 (1044 amino acids)
Biological process (GO): phosphorelay signal transduction system; phosphorylation
Cellular component (GO): nucleus
Molecular function (GO): phosphorelay sensor kinase activity
Source: RefSeq, a predicted model, not a curated record
UCAAGUAUAGGUGUUGUCCUCUCACUGUUUAUAAUCAGGGAUCGGAAUGAAGCCUAAAUCAUCAGUAAUUCUGCAGCGUAUUUGUUUGCUCACCGCUCUGGUAUUGGUGGUUUUCUUGAUUCCCAGUCUACUAAUUACAAUUUGGUAUGUUAUGGCUACUCGAGCUGAGCACACCAUUGAGAAGGUCUUUGAGAGCUUUCAAAAUGGUUCAUUAUCAGAAAUUAGAACUAUAGAAAGAUCAUUUCACCUAUUUAAUUCUUCAGCUUUGGAUUUGGCUAGAGUGCUAACUGCGUCACUCAAUGGGACCGAUUUUUCGUUUUCCACAGUUGAGACUAAGGUGGCACCUAGCCUGUUUUUAGCAUUUUCAACAAUUCCAAACUUAUCUCAAAUUUCAUACAUUGGAAGAGAUGGUCUUGUAUUCUCAUAUCUCCAUGAUGGCAAUCAAACUCUCGCCAUUUAUUCUAACAUUUCACAUAGUUCAACUGUGGUUACUCCAAAUGCUGCAGUCACAAGCUGGUAUAGGCAACCUGUAAAUAGUUACACUGGGAAGCGAUAUGGAGAAGCAAAGUGUAUGAAUUCAGUGGUCAAUGUUAAUGGAAGUUGGUUUCAAGAAGCCUUGAGUAGUGCAAAUGGGUAUAAAUUAGAGAAAAAAUGGAACAAAGAUCAUACUCUUCUUUUGCUUCACACUGCUGCUAUGGAUGGAAUAGGUGUGGUGUCUCUCGGCUUUUCUUUAAUGGAUAUCAUGAGUUCCUUCUCUAGUAUAUACUUUCAUGAUGGGGAGUUGUACUUGGCUACUGAAUAUAGGGAUGCACUCACUCAUAGUGGACCUGUAAGCAAUAAUCUUAUGGAACAAACUGGAGAUUCGACAAGUCAGAAAAACAAGUCUUUUUACGAUAUUCUUGUUUUUGUUUUACAGGUGUAUUUAUAUGCUAUUUCUCGUGAGAGAUUAAUUGGUCUUGUUCGUAGGGAUUUCAAACUAGCACUUCCCCUUUUGUUAGUGAUGCUCCUAUCCAUGGUUAUCUCUAUUUCUUUUAUUCUGUUCUUAACUAUAAGAGCAGCAAGACGAGAAAUCUUAUUACGUGCCAAAUUGAUAAAGCAAAUGGAGGCUACUCAACAAGCAGAAAGAAAAAGUAUGAACAAGAGCCUUGCUUUUGCUAGUGCAAGUCAUGAUGUACGUGCUGCUUUGGCAGCCAUUACUGGUUUGAUUGAUUUUUGUUAUGAAGAGGUUCAUCCUAGAUCAAAGUUGACGAUGAACCUGGUGCAAAUUAAUAAUUGUGUACAGGAUCUUUUAGGAAUAUUAAAUUCUAUCUUAGAUACAAGUAAAAUUGAAGCUGGAAAAAUGCAACUUGUGGAGGAUGAAUUUAAUUUGGUAGAACUUUUAGAAGAUGUAGUAGAUGUAUACUAUAAUGCUGGUAUAAAGAAAGGCAUUGAUGUGGUGUUAGAUCCUUGUGAUGACUCUGUUCUCAAGUUCUCUCUCGUUAAAGGUGAUCGUGGAAAACUUAAGCAGAUCCUAAGUAACCUACUUAGCAAUGCUGUAAAGUUUACAACUGAGGGGCAUGUCUCACUUCGGGCUUGGGUAAAGAAAGCAAGCUUAGCAAACUCCGUACUUGAUUCCAAUCAUAAUAGUAUGUGGAAGUGUUUGUCACAGUUGGUUUACAAGAAUAGGAAGGCUUAUAAUGACUUCAAUGUUCUUCAUCCGAUGCAACAGAAUCCAAAUACAAUGGAAUUUGUAUUUGAGGUGAAUGAUACUGGUAAGGGAAUUUCAAAGGAGAAGCAGAGCUAUGUCUUUGAGAAUUUUGUCCAAGUCAAAGAAACAGAACUGGGACAAGAAGGCCAUGGACUAGGACUUGGCAUUGUUCAGUCAUUGGUACGUCUAAUGGGUGGUGAAAUCCGUAUCAUGGAUAAAGAACAUGGUGAAAGAGGCACUUGUUUUAGAUUCAAUGUCUUUCUUAUUAGAUGUGGGCCUACAACUGUUACUAGUACUGGAGAAGAGAAUACAUUACAAAGUAGUCACAUCUCAAAUGAUUUAAAGCAAAACUCCGGGCUACAUAUUCGGCGCCAAACUUCUAAGUUUGAUAGCUCUCAUGUGGUACUCUUAAUUCAAAGUGAUGAGAGGAGAAGAAUCUCUCAAAGGAUAAUUGAAAGCCUCGGCAUAAAAGUGUCCAUUGUUAAUCGAUGGGAACAUCUUUUUCCUACCCUUGAGACUAUUAAACACAGAUUAAACCUCAACCAUCUUAGCUCUUCAGGAAAAUCUGAGUAUGGGUCACCUGUUGAUUACAGAUCUAAGGUACCAGCAAAAGAUAGAAGUGAUUUUAUCCCUACUCGACACAAAAAGUUAAGUUUCAGAAAUACUAGCUUCAUAUUACUUGUGAUUGAUGUUGAUACAGGGCCCUUUUUAGAGAUGCAUUCAGUUAUUGCUAAUUUUAAUGAAGAACUCUAUAAUGCACGUUGUAAGGUUAUCUGGUUAGACAAACCAAUUACUCGUACCUCUCAUGCGCAAGGCCUUCAAGAGGAUAAACUAGUUCAUUAUGAAGAUGUUGUCUCAAAACCACUCCACGGUUCUCGUUUGUAUCAAUUGCUUAGAAUUCUACCAGAAUUUGGGGGAAAUGUCGAAGGUGAUUUGUUGAAACCGAAGGAGGAACCAAUCACACAGAUAAAUUUGGAUCCUGGUCCAUCUACUGGAAAACCUUAUCGCAAAUCUAAAUCACAGCUUAUGCAACCCCAACGUGAGUAUUACUCACAAGAAGGAAAUGAGAAACCCUUGAGUGGAAAGAGAGUAUUGGUUGCUGAAGAUGUUGAGGUUUUGCGCAAAGUGGCUAUUGUUAUUCUUUCUCGUCUUGGUGCAACAGUUGAUUCUUGUGUGAAUGGGGAAGAGGCAUUAGAGCAAGUUUCUAAGGCACUAGCUGAAACAAAUUCAAGUACAAAGGCAGCUGAUAAAACUCUUCCUUAUGAUUUGAUAUUCAUGGACUGCGAGAUGCCAAUAAUGGAUGGGUAUGAAGCAACUACAAUGAUACGCUUGGAGGAGAGGAGGUAUGGUAUUCACAUCCCCAUUGUAGCAUUAACAGCCCAUGCAACAGGGGAGGAAGCAAGUAAGAUUGUUCAGUCUGGAAUGGAUUUUCAUUUAACCAAACCACUAAAAGUAGAUCAAUUGUUGGGUUUACUUCAAAAUAAAAGUUUGUGAAGUCUCUCUCUCUAACAUUUAUGUGUUUUUCC